This is a messenger RNA of Limanda limanda (common dab), 1494 nucleotides long. RefSeq names its product cholinergic receptor, nicotinic, beta 1 (muscle) (gene chrnb1). Gene Ontology annotation, molecular function: transmembrane signaling receptor activity; acetylcholine-gated monoatomic cation-selective channel activity. Gene Ontology annotation, biological process: signal transduction; chemical synaptic transmission; nervous system process. Lineage: Eukaryota; Metazoa; Chordata; Actinopteri; Pleuronectiformes; Pleuronectidae. Gene Ontology annotation, cellular component: postsynaptic membrane; neuron projection; synapse. The record is from RefSeq and is a predicted model, not a curated record. The coding region runs from base 1 to 1494 and encodes 497 amino acids. The transcript has 11 exons.
AUGAAGUGCUCCGAUCUGCUCCUGCUGAUAUGUUGCCUGUGCAGCCUGGGCACACUGGGAGGCGCCGCGGAGAUGGAGCAGGUUCUGAUGAAGAAGGUCUUCACCAACUACAACCGCAUGGUCCGGCCAGCCCCCACCCCGGAACACAGGGUGGUGGUCCGCGUGGGUAUGGUCCUGUCCUCCUUCGUUGGGCUGAAUAUGAAGAAUGAAGAAAUGAGCACGGUUGUUGUCAUGGACCUGGAAUGGACAGAUCAUCGGUUGUCCUGGAAACCAAAGGAGUAUGAAGGGAUUGAGGUGUUGCGUAUCCCCGCUGCGAAGGUUUGGCUGCCGGACAUCGUCCUGUUCAACAAUAAUGACGGCGUGUUUCAUGUGGCCUUGGAAGUCGCCAUCCAGGCAUACAGUACCGGCAGAAUAACCUGGACCCCCCCUGCACUGUACUGCAGCUCCUGUGGAGUUAAGGUAGCAUUGUUCCCUUUUGACUGGCAGAACUGCACCAUGCAGUUCCGCUCCUACACGUACGACUCGACGGAGAUCGACCUGCAGUACGCGCUGGACUCAAAGGGCAAAGAGAUAAAAGAGAUCCUACUGGACGAUGGCUACACCGAGGGCGGCGAGUGGCACAUCAAGCACAAGCCGGCGAGGAAGGUAAUGAGUGACGACAUGUACGAGGACAUGGUCUUCUACCUGAUCAUCGAGAGGAAGCCCUUGUACUACGUGCUGAAUAUCAUCCUCCCCUGCAUCCUCAUCACCAUCAUCGCCAUCUUCAACUUCUACCUGCCGCCUGAUGCAGGUGAGAAGAUGGGUCUGUCCAUCAACGUGUUGCUGACCCUCACUGUCUUCCUGCUGCUGCUGGCUGAUAAGAUCCCAGAGACGUCCCUGGGCGUCCCCAUCAUUGUCAACUACAUCAUGUUCACCAUGAUUCUCGUCACCUUCUCCGUCAUCCUCGGUGUGGUCGUCCUCAACCUGCAUCACCGCUCCUCCAACACCCAUUCGAUGCCAAUGUGGGUCCGUAAGAUCUUCAUCCACAUGCUUCCUCCUUACCUUCGCAUGCUGCGGCCCAAAGUGGAGACCCCCCUGUACCUGGACAACCUGCCCCGCCGAGAGAAACCCAAGAUCGCCAUCAGCAAAGUGGCCGAUGAAUACUUCAUCCGCAAACCAGACUCGUCCAUCUUGUUCCCUAAGCCCCACAGGUUUCAUCCAGAGGGCAUGUGCACAGACAUGAGAAAGUUUAUCAACGGCCCCAGUAGCUACCUUUCAUUACCGGAUGAGCUGAAGUCAGCCAUAGACGCCAUCACAUAUAUCGCGGAGGCUCUACAGGCUGCGAAAGACGACGAGGCUCUGAAGGAGGACUGGCAGUACGUGGCCAUGGUGGUGGACCGCAUGUUCCUCUGGCUCUUCGUCGUCAUCACCACCGUGGGAACCUUGGCCAUCUUCUCCGACGCCAAAUUCAACCACACGCCCACUGACCCGUUUCCAGGCCAACUGAAUCACUGA